Molecule: messenger RNA, 2239 nt
Organism: Melanotaenia boesemani (Boeseman's rainbowfish)
Lineage: Eukaryota; Metazoa; Chordata; Actinopteri; Atheriniformes; Melanotaeniidae
Gene: optn
Product: optineurin
Exons: 13
Coding region: 132-1733 (533 amino acids)
Biological process (GO): Golgi ribbon formation; regulation of canonical NF-kappaB signal transduction; protein localization to Golgi apparatus
Cellular component (GO): nucleus; cytoplasm; Golgi apparatus
Molecular function (GO): K63-linked polyubiquitin modification-dependent protein binding
Source: RefSeq, a predicted model, not a curated record
UUUACACUUCCGCAAACUAGAGUCAGAAGCUGAAGCCUUAUCGACUUAUUUUGCUUUCCAUCACAGUGUUUCUGUUCAUUACCAGAGGGAACAACCGGGCUGUGUUUGUCUCGGCACUUCUCAGUAGCAUCAUGGCAUCUGGAAGCCCCAUGAUGAACGGCGACGUCUCUCGCUCUUCCAGUCAGUCGGGCACGCUGGAGGAAACUCUGCAGCAGAUGAACAUUCUCAUUCAAGAAAACAGAGACCUUAAAGAGGCACUGCGUCAGACCAACCUGAUGAUGAAGGAGCGUUUCGAGGGUCUGGCUGCAUGGAGGGAGAAGCAGCAGCAGGAGCGGGACUUCCUAGAGCGUCGGCUUGAGGAAGCUAGAGGCCAAAUGGAGACAAUUACAAUCCAAAACCAGGAUCUGAGCAAGAGGCUAGAGGAGGUGGGGAGGACAGGAGGAGCUCCAGGUGGAUACCAGAGUGCAGAGCUGGAUGCCCUGCGUGCCCAGGUUGCCCGCCUGCAGGCAGAGAAGAACGACCUGGUGGCUUUGAACUCUGAGCUGCAGCUGAAGGCUGAGCAGGACUCCCAAGAUGACUCGUUUAUUGAGAUCAUCAAGGUGUCGGAUGGCGGUGUCGAUGGUUUGAACGAGGCAUGCGGUGCAGAGCACAGCAGACGUCCUGAUCUGAGCAUGACGGCGUCUCGGCUGGACUGCAAGGAGGUGACGGUCAGUCAGCUGCUGCAGUCCCUGAGGAACGAGACACUGCGAUGCGAGCAGUUGCAGACUGAGCUGGGGGCCUGUAAUGCCAGGAUUGCAGAGCUGGAGGAAAGAAAGUGUGGCGUAGAGGAGUCAACACAGACAACCCAGCCAGAGACCAAAGAGGAUUCUGGGAAGGAGGAGAAGGCAGCGUCUGAGGUGGAAAAUCUUAAAUCUCAGAUGAUGACGCUCUUCAAAGAGCUGCAGCAGGCGCAGAGCAAGCUGGAUGAAGCAGAAGGCAUGAAGAAAAACCUGCAGGACAGAUGUCGGGAGGUGGAACAAGACGUUGCAACUCUGAAGGCUCAGCUGGUGGAGAAACAGGCCGUUCAGUCGGAAAAUGACCGGCUGAAGCUGCAACUGGGCAGCAUGCAGGCUCAAAAUCAGAUGGAGCAAAGGAAGGCUGAUGAGGAGAGAAACAACUUGGCACAACUAAAGGACGCCUACACCAAGCUGUUUGAAGAUUACAAUGAACUUAAGGAGGAGAAGAAGAAGAAAGAGUCUCUGUUGGUGGAGAGGGAGGUGGUAGAUGAGCUACAGCAACGUCUGACUGCUGCUGAAGAAGCACUGGCUGUUAAACAGACCAAGAUCGAUGGGAUGAAGCAGGAGAUUUUCAUGAAAGAACAGGACCUGGAGACCAUCUCUGUGUUUCAGGCUCAGGCAGAGGUCUACUCCUCAGACUUCUACGCAGAGCGAGCAGCGAGGGAGAAGCUCCACGAGGAGAAGGAGCGUCUGGCUGCUCAGCUGGAAUAUGUGAAGAAGCAGAACACCCAGCUGCAGGAGGAGCUGGACUCGCUGGGCCGGCGCUCACUGAACGACAUGCAGCGGAGACAUGGGUCACCAGGAGGAAAUCCACAUGGAGCCGGAGCCUCUCUGGUUGGAAGAGGUACCGACUGGCAAAACCGUGGGAGCAUCCCUGAGCAUGCCUGUCCCAAGUGCAAUGAGAUCCUGCCAGACCUGGACUCACUGCAGAUCCACAUCAUGGAUUGCAUCAACUAGACCCCCAUCCACUACAAGCUUCCACAAUAGCUGCAGCUGCAUCAGCACCUUAAUCUGAGUCUUCCUCUGCCUCAACCCGUACCUCUUCAAUCUGAUCCCUGACGCAUCACUCCACAGACCAUAAACAAGCUUCGUCCUAUUUAUCCUAAGAUGGAAACACUUUGCUUUUGAACGGAUUUAUAAAGACUUUGGUGUCUGAGGUCCGGCGAAGCAUGUGCAGAGUUUGUCAGUUCUAGUUUGUUGUAUAUUUUUAAAAUGCUCAGUAGUUAUAUAUGUAUUUAAAAAGAUGAGGUUGAAACUCUUCAGGGCAAACACAUCUGAAAAAGUAAAACAGACACAACACAAACCCUCUGAUCAGAUUUUAGUUGCUGUCUGCCUUUUGUGCACAUUAUUUAACUAACCAAAGUGAAGCCUUUACAGGUUGAAUUUGCUCUCAAAUCUUUUUAUAUAUUUCUUGAUUACUUCCUUUUCCAAUUCAAAUUAAAUUCUUUUUAUAUUUUUCCUCA